AUGGCCUCGGAUAAGAUUAAAGUAGCAGUUCGGGUUCGUCCUUUUAACAGGCGAGAAAUCGAAUUAGGGACACAAUGUGUGGUCGAAAUGGAAGGACAACAGACCGUCCUUCAAUAUCCGCAGUCGACCCACGACAAAGAAAGGAAACAGCCAAAGACAUUCGCUUUCGAUCAUUGUUUCUAUUCUUUGGAACCCACACUUCCAAACUUUGCCUCGCAGAAGACUGUAUUCGAAUGUCUCGGACGGGAUAUCCUCGACAACGCCUUCGAAGGAUACAAUGCAUGCAUCUUUGCAUAUGGACAAACAGGUUCAGGAAAGUCCUACACGAUGAUGGGCGCGCCCGGGCCAAACGAAGGUGGUAUUAUUCCUCGCCUCUGCGAUGCGCUGUUUGAGAGGAUUGCCGUUCAACAAUCACCACCUGCACUCACAUACAAGGUGGAGGUGUCAUAUAUGGAGAUAUACAACGAGCGUGUCCAUGAUUUACUAGAUCCGGAGACCACGCGGCGAUCGUUACGCGUACGCGAGCAUGUGGUCCUGGGUCCCUAUGUGGACGGGCUGUCACAACUUGCAGUUACGUCCUUUCAGGAUAUCGACAAUCUUAUGACAGAAGGCAACAAAUCACGAACAGUUGCGGCGACUAAUAUGAACAGCGAGUCGUCGCGGUCACACGCUGUGUUCAGCGUCGUGUUAACUCAGACGCUCUGCGACUCCGCCACCGGGGUCACGGGAGAGAAGGUGGCGAGACUCUCACUUGUUGAUCUAGCAGGAUCUGAAAGAGCGGUUAAAACUGGAGCCGUAGGAGACAGGUUAAAAGAAGGGUCAAAUAUUAAUAAAUCCCUCACAACUUUAGGUCUCGUGAUAUCGAAACUGGCUGAUCAAUCUUCGGGCAAAAACAAUAAGGACAAAUUCGUACCCUACAGAGACUCAGUUCUGACAUGGUUACUUAAAGAUAACCUCGGUGGCAACAGUAAGACAGUUAUGGUGGCAACAAUAUCUCCGGCGGCAGAUAACUACGAGGAGACGUUAUCAACGCUACGGUACGCGGAUCGUGCCAAGCGAAUUGUCAACCACGCUGUUGUCAAUGAAGAUCCCAACGCGAGGAUCAUUCGCGAGCUGCGACAAGAGGUCGAAGCUCUUAAGGAGAUGCUUAAACAUGCUACUGGAUCACCUGUGGGCGAAGAUGUGCACGAGCAGUUGGCACAAAGUGAGCACCUGAUGAAGGAAAUGUCCCGUACUUGGGAAGAAAAACUCGUCGAAACUGGUCGAAUACAAAGCGAAAGGCAACAUGCUCUGGAAAAAAUGGGCAUUAGCGUGCAAGCUAGCGGCAUUAAAGUAGAAAAGAACAAGUAUUACCUUGUAAAUCUCAAUGCGGAUCCAUCGCUUAAUGAGCUUCUGGUGUAUUAUUUAAAGGAGAGAACACUAGUAGGCGCUGACAGCGAGGCUGACAUACAGCUGUCCGGCCUCGGCAUACAGCCGCAGCACUGCCUCCUGGUAGUGGAGGGGGCUGGUCUCCUCAUGGAACCCUUGAAUGGAGCAAGGUGCUUCGUAAACGGCACCCCGGUGGUGUCCGGCGUGAGGCUCGGUCACGCAGACCGCAUACUGUGGGGCAACCAUCACUUCUUCAGGGUUAACUGUCCCAAAGAGACGAGAACAGCGGCGACGUCCGAGCCGCAGACGCCGGCGCAGCCCAUCGACUACAACUUCGCGCGCGACGAGAUCAUGCUCAACGAGCUCAGCAACGACCCCAUACAGACCGCCAUCUCGCGACUAGAGAAGCAACACGAGGAGGACAAACAGGUUGCCUUGGAGAAACAAAGACAAGAGUACGAGAGGCAGUUUCAACAGCUUCGAAAUAUUUUAUCGCCGUCGACGCCGUACGCUCCGUAUGCCUAUGAUCCGUUAAAAUUAGGUAAGAUGACGGCGUGCACGCCGACGACGGCGGCGCGCGUGGAGCGCUGGGCGGCGGAGCGCGACGACACGUUCCGGCGGUCGCUGGGGCGGCUCAAGGCGGACAUCCUGCGCGCCAACGCGCUCGUGCAGGAGGCCAACUUCCUCGCCGAGGAGAUGCGCCGCAACACGCGCUUCAGCGUCACGCUGCAGAUACCGCCGCAGAACCUCAGCCCCAACAGGAAGCGCGGCGCGUUCGUGUCGGAGCCGGCCAUCAUGGUGCGGCGGCCGUCGCGCGGCGCGCAGGUGUGGUCCAUGGAGAAGCUGGAGAACAAGCUCGUGGACAUGCGCGACAUGUACGACGAGUGGCGCCGCCGCCAGCGCGACGUGCUCGUCGAACCCGACGCGGUACCGAUCGAUCCUGAAACACCAACGGAACCGAGCGAGAAAGCGAUUGAUCCUUUCUACGAGUCGCAAGAGAAUCACAAUUUGAUCGGCGUCGCUAAUAUAUUCCUGGAGGCGCUGUUUCAUGACGUCACCUUGGACUACCACACACCCAUUAUAAGUCAGCAGGGAGAGGUGGCCGGCAGGUUGCAGGUGGAGAUAAGCCGCGUGUCGGGGCAGUUCCCGCAGGACCGCAUCUGCGAGGCGGCGUCGGACAGCUCGGGCGACAUGCGCGAGGACGACGACCCCGUCGACUCCGCUACACAGCAAGUGACAGUGCGCGUAGUGAUCAAGCAAGCGAGCGGGCUGCCGCCGUCGCUGUCCAACUUCGUGUUCUGCCAGUACACGCUGUGGGGCGGCGGCGAGCCCGUGGUGGUGCCGCCGCACGUGAGCGCCGACACGCCGCCCGCGCCCGCUCCGACGCCCGCGCCCGCGCCCGCCUCGCCCCGCCACCAGCUCAUGACGUUCAGAUUCGAUCACCGGAGGGACUUCACUGUGCCCUUGACUGAGGAGUUCAUCGAGCAUUGUGCUGAGGGGGCGCUGUCCAUCGAGGUGUGGGGGCACCGGUCGGCCGGGUUCAGCCGCGCGUGCGGCAACUGGGAGGUGGAGCAGCAGCAGCUGGCCAAGGCGCGCUCGCUGGCCGACCGCUGGGCGGAGCUCACGCGCAAGAUCGAGCUCUGGGUGGAGAUACACGAGCUGAACGACCAGGGCGAGUACGCGCCGGUAGAGGUGACGCCGCGCGCGGACAUCGUGACGGGCGGCGUGUACCAGGUGCGGCAGGGGCAGCAGCGCCGCGUGGGCGUGCGCGUGCGCCCCGCCGCCAACUCCGGCACGCUGCCCAUCAUCUGCCAGCACAUCGUCAGCGUCGAGCUCGGCUCUGUCACUGUCAGAUCGCGAUUACAAAAGCCAUUGGAUUCAUACCAAGAAGAAGACUUGGCGGUGCUCCGGGAGCGCUGGAGCGACGCGCUCGCCCGCCGUAGACAACACUUACAUGCACAAUUACAGAAACUGGUGAACAUGUCGCCGUCAAUAAAGAACGAACGUGAUAUGGAGCGCGAGCAGUCGCUUGUGGAGCAAUGGGUGUCGCUCACCGAGGAGAGGAACGCGGUGCUGGUCCCGAGUCCCGGCAGCCCGAUCCCGGGCGCGCCGGCCGCGUGGAGCCCGCCGCCCGGCAUGGAGCAGCACAUACCCGUCCUCUUCUUAGAUCUUAAUGCGGACGACCUGACGACGCACUCGUCGGGCGAGGAGGUGACGGUGGCGGGGCUACACUCCAUCCUGCCGAAGGAGCACGGCAACAAGUUCUACGAGCUCCAGAUCCUGCACCACCACGACAAGGACGUGUCCGCCGUCGCCUCCUGGGACUCCUCCAUACACGACUCACAGUAUCUCAACAGGAUCACAGAAGCAAACGAGCGAGUGUACUUAAUAUUAAAGACGACCGUGCGCCUCUCGCACCCCGCACCCAUGGACCUCAUCCUGCGCAAGCGCCUCGCGCUCAACAUCUACAAGCGCCAGAGUCUCACCGAUCGGAUAAGGAAGAAGAUUGUGAGAAUCGACCAGCUAACCCAAACAGGUGUCACCUACGAGGUGGUCUCUAACAUACCGAAAGCAUCCGAAGAAUUGGAAGAGCGUGAAAGUCUCGCGCAGAUCGCGGCUACAGGGGAGGAGGCCAGUGCAGCGGACGGAGAAACUUAUAUUGAAAAAUACACGCGAGGCGUAAGCGCUGUCGAGAGCAUAUUGACGCUCGAUCGUUUGCGACAAAGCGUCGCCGUUAAGGAGCUGGAGCAGGCUCGUGGUCAACCUAUCACCAUGCGGAAAACAGCCUCCGUACCGAACUUCUCGCAGCUGUCGCAGGCGCUCGAGACCGCGGCCAAGAACGGGACGAACAUUAUGCGUUUGGACUCGUCGUUCGAGUCGCUGUCGGGUCUGGCGGGCGGGCGCUCGGGCAGCGUGGCCGACCUCGCGGACGAGACGCCGCGCCGCAACGCGCACCGCCACUCGUACGCCGCGCCCGCGCACAACGACCCGGACAUCGCCACGCCCACUAAACCGUUCGGCCUUGCUCGACCAACGUUCCUUAACUUGAAUUUGAACCUGAACUCACUGCGACUGCAGACGCCCAACAAGUCAUCACCCGCUAGUGGGAAAUUGGGUCUUCGUAUGACGACACUGCACGAGGAGCCGGGACGUAAGAACGAUGAAGAUUCUCACUCCGAGCCGGAGUCUGCGCCCACUGAUGAGCUUACUACGCCACGUUCUCAUCGUACCCGUUCUCGGGCUACAUCGCGUGGAUUCUUGCCAACUUCGAAGACUCUCGAUUCAUUACACGAACUCGCGUGUGAACGAGUGCCCAAUAAAAGUUCACCAUCGAUAUCAUCUAGUGGAUAUGGUUCCCAAGCAGUAUCAUCAACAAAUCUCACAAAUGAUGACACGCUUUCAAUUAGAAGUAUGUCAGUAGACGACACCCCGGACUUCGAUAAAACUAUGGACUAUACAAAUCUAAGUCGAACAAAAACAUCAAUGGCGGGCCUCAGGAACGAGAUAACUGAAUUGAGAAACGAUAUAAGCGAACUGAAGAAUGAAAUCGUUGAAUCAAAGAAUGAACUGGAAGAGGCGACAUUCGACAAAGCUAAAACCCCUGUACUGACCCCAGGGUCCCGGAAUAGAAUCAAUCCAUUCUUACGGGACUGUGAGGAGAUAUGUAAGAAGGAAGCCCCUAUGCUUGAUCCUUUGGGAGCCAUUCCGGUAGAAACCGCAGUGUUGUCUAGUCAAACGCAUAAAGAAAACGUCCAAGUUAAUGGCGAAACCACUCAUGAAACCUCUUUCAGUGAAGCAGACGUAGAGUCAGUGAGCUCUGAACAGUCGAGUCAAGAGGCGUGCAGUCGCGAGACCUCGUCGAUGGGGGAGAGCGACUCGCCCGGCCCCGACCCCGUCGUCAACACGUCGCUACCGGCUGGCAAGGUGGUGCGUCGUCGCGCGGGCACGGCGUCGCGCAACGCGGCGCGCGCGUCGUACCCGGCGGCGCGGCCCAAGUCCGCGCACGAGCCGCGUCUGCGCGACACGCCCGCCUCCUCCACCGAGAGGAUUGGGGACGAGGGUGUGGAGGCGUGCGGCGGGCACGCGGUGCCGGAGUGGGUGUGCGUGGGCGAGAGCGUGCAGCUGCGGCUGAGCAGCAGCACGGGCGUGGUGGCGUACGUCGGCCCCACGCACUUCGCGCACGGGCCCUGGGUCGGCGUCGAGCUAGAUGCGCCCAUCGGUAAGAACGACGGGUCGGUGGGCGGCACGCGCUACUUCUCGUGCCGGCCGCGCCACGGCAUCUUCGUGCGCGCCGACAAGCUGGUGCAGGACCGGCGCGGCCGCAGCGUGCGCGCCUUCCGCGACACUGAGCUCAAGCGCGCCAACAGCAAGGGCGAAGGCCUCCACAAGCUGCACAGGUCGCGGAGUCGCGGCGACAGCAUAAACGCGGUGGGCACGAAGAGCCGCGCCAAG
Messenger RNA from Brenthis ino (lesser marbled fritillary), 5820 nucleotides. NCBI's taxonomy places the organism in Eukaryota, Metazoa, Arthropoda, Insecta, Lepidoptera, Nymphalidae. The record is from the annotation of a GenBank genome assembly.